Messenger RNA from Scomber japonicus (chub mackerel), 384 nucleotides. RefSeq names its product alpha-synuclein-like. Lineage: Eukaryota; Metazoa; Chordata; Actinopteri; Scombriformes; Scombridae. The record is from RefSeq and is a predicted model, not a curated record. The transcript has 5 exons. Gene Ontology annotation, molecular function: cuprous ion binding. Bases 1 to 384 code for a protein of 127 amino acids. Gene Ontology annotation, biological process: synapse organization; chemical synaptic transmission; synaptic vesicle endocytosis. Gene Ontology annotation, cellular component: neuronal cell body; axon terminus; cytoplasm.
AUGGACGCCUUAAUGAAGGGCUUCUCGAAAGCUAAGGAUGGGGUCGUUGCAGCGGCGGAGAAAACCAAGCAGGGAGUGACUGGAGCAGCUGAGAUGACGAAAGAUGGGGUUAUGUUUGUCGGCACCAAAACAAAGGAUGGAGUCACAACAGUUGCAGGUAAAACUGUGUCUGGAGUGUCUCAGGUGGGUGGAGCUAUGGUUACCGGGGUUACCGCUGUGGCCCAGAAAACCGUGGAGGGCGCAGGUAAUAUUGCUGCUGCCACUGGAUUGGUGAAGAAGGAUCCAGCCAAACCAGGUGACGACCCCUCAGCAGUACAGAACAUGGCUGAGUCGCCGGUUGAAACCGACACUGCUGAUGUCACAGAGGAUGACACCGACGACUAA